Penicillium brasilianum is the source of this 2525-nucleotide messenger RNA. The record is from the annotation of a GenBank genome assembly. NCBI's taxonomy places the organism in Eukaryota, Fungi, Ascomycota, Eurotiomycetes, Eurotiales, Aspergillaceae.
CCGCAACCCGAUCACAGUGCAGUCGACCUGGAAGGAGCACUGUUCCCCCAAUUCCACCUGCCCCCUCCAACCUACUUACCACCGACGACCGGUGCUAUUCUCUUUUCCUUGGGUUAGACGAAAUAUCCUUCUUCUGACCCGUCAUCAUGAGCUUCCUGGGCUCGCGGAGCUUGGCUCCCGCCAACAAGGUUUCCCGCAUCUUGAGGGAUCAGAGACGUCUCUUCUCUUCUUCACGGCCUGCUGCUCGGCUCUGGACCCCCGGCCCUCUUCGCGCAAAGGCUGCCGAAGGCUUGAUCUCCGAGAAGUACCCCGUCAUUGAUCACGAGUACGAUGCCGUUGUCGUUGGUGCCGGUGGUGCCGGUCUGCGUGCUGCCUUCGGUCUGGCCGAGGCUGGCUUCAACACUGCUUGUGUUUCCAAGCUUUUCCCUACUCGUUCGCACACUGUCGCCGCUCAGGGUGGUAUCAAUGCCGCUCUUGGAAACAUGCACGAGGAUGACUGGAGAUGGCACAUGUACGAUACCGUGAAGGGUUCGGAUUGGCUGGGUGACCAGGAUGCGAUUCACUACAUGACCCGUGAGGCUCCCGCCUCCGUCCGCGAGCUGGAGGGCUACGGUUGCCCCUUCUCUCGUACCGAGGAUGGCCGUAUCUACCAGCGUGCUUUCGGUGGUCAGUCCAAGGAGUACGGUAAGGGUGGCCAGGCCUACCGUUGCUGCGCUGCCGCUGAUCGUACCGGCCACGCUCUUCUGCACACUCUCUACGGCCAGUCUCUGCGCCACAACACCAACUACUUCAUCGAGUACUUCGCCCUCGAUCUCCUGAUGGAGGAUGGUGAGUGCCGUGGUAUCAUUGCUUACAACCAGGAGGAUGGUACUCUGCACCGUUUCAAGGCCCACCACACCGUCUUGGCUACCGGUGGUUACGGACGUGCCUACUUCAGCUGCACCUCCGCCCACACUUGCACUGGUGACGGUAUGGCCAUGGUUGCCCGUGCCGGUCUCCCCAACCAGGAUCUGGAGUUCGUCCAGUUCCACCCUACCGGUAUCUACGGUGCCGGCUGCCUGAUCACCGAGGGUUCUCGUGGUGAGGGUGGUUACCUGCUCAACUCUGAGGGUGAGCGUUUCAUGGAGCGUUACGCCCCCACCGCCAAGGAUCUGGCUUCUCGUGACGUUGUGUCCCGUUCCAUGACCCUUGAGAUCCGCGAGGGCCGGGGUGUCGGUCCCGAGAAGGACCACAUCUACCUCCAGCUGAGCCACUUGCCCGCCGAGCUGCUCCACGAGCGUCUGCCCGGUAUCUCCGAGACCGCUUCCAUCUUUGCCGGUGUCGAUGUCACCAAGCAGCCCAUCCCCGUCCUCCCCACCGUCCACUACAACAUGGGUGGUAUCCCCACCAAGUACACCGGUGAGGUCAUCGACGUUGAUGAGAACGGCAACGACAAGGUUGUCCCCGGUCUGUACGCCUGCGGUGAGGCCGCCUGUGUGUCUGUCCACGGUGCCAACCGUCUGGGUGCCAACUCCCUGCUCGAUCUGAUUGUCUUCGGUCGUGCCGUGUCCCACCGUGUCCGCGACAUUGCAUCCCCCGGCAAGCCCCACAAGGAGCUCGCUUCCGAUGCUGGUGCUCAGUCCAUCAAGGACCUUGACUUUGCCCGUACCGCCGAUGGCCCCAAGUCUACCAACGAGGUCCGCAGCGCCAUGCAGAAGGCCAUGCAGACUGAUGUCUCCGUCUUCCGUACCCAGGAGAGCUUGGACGAGGGUGUCAAGCGUGUGAGCGAGAUUGACCAGUGGUACGGCCAGGUUGGCACCAAGGAUCGCAGCAUGAUCUGGAACUCUGAUCUUGUUGAGACCCUUGAGCUCCGCAACCUGCUGACUUGCGCUACCCAAACCGCUCUGGCUGCCUCCAACCGCAAGGAGUCUCGUGGUGCUCACGCCCGUGAGGACUUCCCCGACCGUGACGACGAGAACUGGAUGAAGCACACCCUCACCUGGCAGAAGGAGGCUCACGGCAAGGUCGAGCUUGGCUACCGUGCCGUUGAGGCCAAGACCCUGGACGAGAACGAGUGCAAGCCCGUUCCUCCCUUCAAGCGUGUCUACUAAGCCCGUGACUGAACGGGUGUCUUUUCUUAGAUGAGGCGAGAAUACCACGGAUUUGUUUCAGACGAUCGGCAGAGGAAUCCCUGGUCUUCAUACCUUACUAUUCUGAUGAGCCUUGGUGACUCGUCGUGGCGUCGAGGAAGGAGUCCAUGAAAAGAGCAUGUUUCUUAUUUGACUGUGUGUUAUUUACCAUCCUGUAUAGCCAUAUUUCUUGAUUUCCUUUAUCCUACAGGCGAAGAGUCGGUGUACUGAGUUUUUCCCUCAGUUUUGUCUCAUAUCACUUGAAAUUUUCUUUCUGUUCUCAGUCUAGUGCCUCUAUCCAUACUUUGUAGAAACAUUCCUAUUUGCUUGAUCUCAUGCGAAAUAAGGAACGUCCCUCUUAUCCUCCGUCGUCUCUUGAACCCCAUCGGCCUCCUCUGAUUUCCAUACUGGGUUCAG